This is a messenger RNA of Thlaspi arvense, 1956 nucleotides long. The record is from the annotation of a GenBank genome assembly. NCBI's taxonomy places the organism in Eukaryota, Viridiplantae, Streptophyta, Magnoliopsida, Brassicales, Brassicaceae.
AUGGAAGAAGUUUCAAUGGUUUUGCAGCCAAUCUCACUGAAUCUGAAAGAGUUAAGCUUACUAGUGAGUUUUGAUGUAACCCAAUCAAGUAGGGAUGGAGUAGUUUCGGUAUUCCCAAACGAGCUUUUGCAGCUUCAAACGACAAGAUCUUGGGAGUUUAUGGGAUUUGGUGACAAUAUCAAACAUGUCCCUGAGAUCGAGAGCGAUGUAAUAAUCGGUGUGAUCGAUGGCGGAAUCUGGCCUGAAUCUCGGAGUUUCGCAGAUAAUGGAUUCGAACCGCCACCGAAAAGAUGGAAGGGCACUUGCGCAGGAGGGCACAACUUCACAUGCAACAAGAAGGUGAUCGGAGCACGGUACUAUAUCGAGGAUUCCGCGAGGGACAUUCGGGGUCACGGCUCACACACGUCUUCCACGGCGGCCGGAAACAGAUUAGAACGGCAGAGUUUCCACGGCUUAGCACCGGGGACGAUGAGAGGCGGUGUGCCUUCUGCUAGAAUUGCUUCAUACAAAGUUUGUGGGCCUGACGGUUGUACCGUGGAGGCAAUCUUGGCUGCGUUGGACGAUGCUAUAGCCGAUGGGGUCGAUGUUAUAACAAUCUCUAUCGUGGGAGAUAACUAUGCUUUUGAUAAAGACACUCUAGCCAUAGGAUCGUUCCACGCAAUGUCGAAAGGGAUUCUCACCGUCGCAUCUGCCGGAAACAGUGGACCUAGUCCCGGAAAAGCAUGUAACAUUGCGCCGUGGAUACUCACUGUGGCUGCGAGUAGCACUGAUCGGAAACUCGUCACCAAAGUUGUUACCGGAGAUGGCAAGACGAUAGUUGGCAUAUCAAUCAAUGUCCUCGAAGGUGAAGAAAAGUAUCCUUUCGCUUAUGGGAAAACUGCUUCAAGCUCAUGUACUCAAGAACAAGCAAGGAAUUGCGAUAAGGGUUGCCUCGACUUGGUGAAGGGAAAGAUCACGGUGUGUGAUAAACAGACCGAUGUUCGUGAACUUAAAGCCAAAGGAGCCAGAGGAGUUAUCUAUAAAGUAUCUAUUAAUGAUCAUCCUCGUCUUAAUCCUAUCCCUGUGGUCACUUUAGAUGAUACCAACUAUCAAUCACUCAUUUCUUACAUCACCUCUAAUCCAAAUCCAGUAGGAUGCAUACUGAAGAGUGAGACGGUUAAGGACACAGAUGCUCCCAUUGUUGCUUCUUUUUCUUCUCGUGGUCCAAACACUAUCGUUAGCGAUAUUUUGAAGCCGGAUAUAACAGCUCCGGGGGUGAGUAUAUUCGCAGCAUAUUCACCGGUAGCAGCCACAGCGAUCGGAGAAAGCGUGGAUAGCUAUUUCUUGUCAGGGACGUCAAUGUCUUGCCCUCAUGUCGCAGGUAUAGCUGCUUAUGUCAAGACACUCCGUCCUCAUUGGUCGCCUUCCGCUAUCAAAUCCGCUCUCAUGACUACCGCUUGGGGGAUGAAUGGUUCAAGAAACAUAGGAGAGGAGUUUGCGUAUGGAUCAGGACAUGUUAACCCGAUAAAAGCUGCUGAUCCAGGGCUUGUUUACGAAACAAGCAAAGAGGAUUACUUGAACAUGCUCUGCUCUCUCAAGUACACAUCACAAGCCCUUGGUACCAUCUCGGGCGGCAACUUUACUUGUUCUAAAGAAUCUAAGCUUACCGUGAGAGAUCUAAACUACCCUUCAAUGGCAGCCAAAGUGUCAUCUUCUUCGGAUAUCACGUUUUCAAGAACGGUCACAAACGUUGGGAAAGCUGGAUCCACGUACAAGGCACAGUUGAGUUCGGAUCCUAGACUAAGCAUCAGAGUCGACCCAAACACGCUCUCGUUUAACUCUUUGGGCGAAAAGAAGUCUUUCAUUGUUACAAUCUCCCGUAACGGUCUUUCGAGUAUCUCUGGUAUCGCGGCCGGAUCUCUGGUUUGGUCGGACGGAUCUUACUCCGUGAGAAGUCCAGUUGUUAUCUAUUCUUAG